This is a messenger RNA of Adineta steineri, 1173 nucleotides long. NCBI's taxonomy places the organism in Eukaryota, Metazoa, Rotifera, Eurotatoria, Adinetida, Adinetidae. The record is from the annotation of a GenBank genome assembly.
AUGUUAUCAUUCCCUGUGUCUUUUUCAUCACCCAUUGUAAUUAGUGUUAGUAUUUUGACAGCUAUAAGUGUUUAUAUUCUAUUUGGACCUGAACCAAAAGAUCGACGAAAACGUGGUUAUCCUGGUGGAUUAGUCAAUUAUGGAAAUAAUUGUUUUGCUAAUGCUAUUGUUCAAUGUUUAGCUUCAUCAUCGAUAUUUAUUCGAUGGAUUGAUGAACAUCUUCAAAAUAAUACCGUUGCGAAAAUUCUUCUUGAUCUUAUUCAAUCAAUAAAUGGUGAAAGAAUAUCUUAUUCACAAGAUUCAACUGUUGCUACAUUAAUUGAUCAUAUGCGACAACCAAAAUGGUUAAGUCCAUUUGAACAACAAGAUAGUCAUGAAUUUCUUUUAUCACUUAUUAAUUCUUUAACAUAUAAACAAUCAAUACAAUCAAAACAUUUAGGUUUUGCUUCUUGUCUUGAUUGUUCAGAUGAACAAGAUAAUUCAAAAUCAAUGAUGAUAACUGAAAGUCCAUUAAUAACACCACAUCCAUUUCAAGGCUUACAAGCAACACAAUUACAAUGUACGGAAUGUAAACAGAAAAAUCCAAUAAGUGUUUCUCUUUUCGAAACACUUUCAUUAAUUAUUCCCGAACGACAAGUAUCAAAUUCAGGGACAUUGGGAAUUCGACAACAACGAAAUUUUACAUUACAAGAAUUAAUUGGUAAUUAUCUUAAAUCCGAAAUGAUAACGAAUUUAACCUGUAGUAAAUGUAAAUCAAAAGGAAAUUUACCACAUAGAAAAAUAACAACUUUUUCAAGAUUACCAGAAAUUCUUUGUCUACAUAUUAUUCGUACAACAUGGACAAAUGAAGGUUUGCCAAUGAAAAAUACAUGUCAUAUAUCAUUUCCUGAUCUGCUUGAUAUGAAUCCAUUUAUUUCUUUAUCACGUCUUUUACCUGCUAAUAUACCUCCGAGUCAAACAAAUAAAAAACCGUCCAAUGCUAUGUAUCGACUUAAUUCUGUACUUGUACAUUUAGGUGGUAUUAGUGAAGCUGGACAUUUUAUUGUCUAUCGACGACAAGUAGAUAAAAAUGAAUGGCUUUCCAUAUCAGACGAUACUAUAAGAGAAUGUAGUGAACUUCAAGUAUUCGCUUCAAUGGCAUAUAUUUUGUUUUAUGAAAGAAUAAAAAAAUAA